Mycotypha africana is the source of this 390-nucleotide messenger RNA. RefSeq lists its product as uncharacterized. The annotation marks the transcript as partial. Gene Ontology annotation, cellular component: mitochondrion. NCBI's taxonomy places the organism in Eukaryota, Fungi, Mucoromycota, Mucoromycetes, Mucorales, Mycotyphaceae. The record is from RefSeq and is a predicted model, not a curated record. The transcript has 2 exons.
ACAACAACAACAACAAAAUUAACAGGCUAUAGAAAAUAUGCACAGCAAUUCAAGAAUAAACCUGGGUCUUAUAUGACCACUUUUGCUAUUUUACAUGAAUUGACCGCCGUAGCACCAUUUCCGUUCAUUUAUUAUGCAUUGGACUCAUUCCCGAUGUUGAAGAUACCAUUCCCAGAUACAAUCGUUUCUGAAGGCAAUCGUUAUAUGAAUAAGGUGAGGGUACAUUAUGGUUAUGAACCUUUGGAACCUGAUAAUAGAGUGAUGAUGAAUCUGGUAACAGCAUAUUGUAUUGUCAAAGCAUUGUUACCAGUUAGAAUUGCUGCUUCUGUGGCCAUGACACCAUUCUUUGCUGAGAAAUGCAUUGGCCCCAUUGUCCAAUUUGUACGCAAG